Messenger RNA from Neolamprologus brichardi, 513 nucleotides. The record is from RefSeq and is a predicted model, not a curated record. NCBI's taxonomy places the organism in Eukaryota, Metazoa, Chordata, Actinopteri, Cichliformes, Cichlidae.
UCUCUCUGAGUGUAACUCCAGAUCACAAUCAGUUCUUCACUGGUGGUGCUCUGGUGAUACUGACUUGUGAUGAUGAUGAUGGAAAAACAGUUGAUGGAUGGACAGUGAAGAGGACCAGAGGAGGACUCACUGAGAGGUGUGGAGCAGCUUCAGGCCUUGUUCUUAAAAAUUCUCUGUGUCAACUCAAGUUGCGUAACCCCUCUGAUGGAGCUUACUUCUGUGAAAGCUCAUCUGGACAGCGUAGUGAUGAAGUCAACAUCAUUGUUUCAGCUGGUUCCCUGAUCCUGGACAUCCCUUCAUCUCCUGUGUGGACAGGAAGUAAUGUGACUCUGCUCUGUAAAUCCAGAGAUGCUAAACCGGUGAAGUCUUAUUUCUAUAAAGACGGGGAUAUGAUUGAACCUGAUCCUAAAGAAAAUUUGACUCUCACUAAUGUACAAAAGUCUCAUGAAGGUCUCUACUCGUGCUCCACUGAGGAUCAUCCACAUACUCAUGAAAGCAGACUGACAGUCAGAG